This is a messenger RNA of Saccoglossus kowalevskii, 1248 nucleotides long. RefSeq lists its product as uncharacterized. The record is from RefSeq and is a predicted model, not a curated record. NCBI's taxonomy places the organism in Eukaryota, Metazoa, Hemichordata, Enteropneusta, Harrimaniidae. Gene Ontology annotation, molecular function: DNA-binding transcription factor activity, RNA polymerase II-specific; RNA polymerase II transcription regulatory region sequence-specific DNA binding. Gene Ontology annotation, biological process: regulation of transcription by RNA polymerase II.
AUGUCUUAUAACUGUCCGAAAUUACGUAUAAGUACGACGUCCAAAGUUCACGUUCUUGGUCAUGGUGUAGCUAUACUGGGGACAUUACGACAGAACAGAGCAGCACCCGAACAGCGCUCCGCUAAACUUUAUAUGUACAGAAAUGGAAAGCUGAAAACAAACACAAAUAAUCUAACAAAGGCGCAAGCCAAGCAGAAAACGUUGCUCUAUGGACCGUACACAAGCACUGUGAAUAUUACAAAGAAGUUCGUUUUGGUUCCGGCACUUAACACCGCCAUGUUCACCCUUUCGGUGCUUAUCCUAGCGGCUUUCGCUUCAAUGGGCACAUCAUUGGCGUCCUCUCAUCCACUCGUGGCCCCAGCAGCACACAUGCCAACACUUGGUGACGAGAUAUUAAUGGACGAAUACAUGUUCAACAGGAGACGACAGAGACGUAACCGGACUACUUUUACGCCACAGCAGCUCAGUGAAUUGGAAUCUCUGUUCCAGAAGACGCAUUACCCUGAUAUAUUCGUCCGCGAGGACUUGGCGAUGCGGAUUCAUUUAUCCGAAGCCAGAGUACAGGUAUGGUUUCAGAAUCGCCGUGCGAAAUGGCGCAAAGCUUGUCGAAUGCGAUUUGGUCGCGAAGCCUGGAGGGCUCGCCAAAUGGCAUACGCUACUGGGAAUCCUGUCGCGUCGGCGAAUCCCUGGCUGACCGCUGCUGGCGCUGCCGCUGCGGCCGCAGGUGUCCAUCCACCUUCCGCCACUGCUACCGAUUUGCUGUACAAUGAAACUAUGAGAGCGGCAGCUGCGCAGAACUGCUUGCGAGAUGGAAUUGCUGCAGCAACUUUAUCCGCACGCCACGCACCAGGGGUCUCGAACAUUCCCGGAUGUGCUUGUUUACUCACCAAUAAAGACCACAAAAUUCCCCACCCUUCCGUCACAUCGGUACCGACCAGCGCCCUCAACAGCCUCACCGUACCAAGCAGUAUUUUCGCAGCCGCCAAGUUGGCAUUACCGAGUUCGCUCGGCAGCGGGAGCGCUCUUCUCACCAGUGGUAACUGUGGCACUUUCUCUGCUUGCAACGACCACUGCAACUCGAGCGUUGCUGCGCUCAGACUGCGUGCAAAGGAACACAUCCAGCGGGAGAGCAUCACGAGACCAUCCCUGUGGCCCACAACAACCCACACGACAGCCAGCACUGAAUCACUGUCGUCAGUGUCGAGUAUAUCAAGCAAUGGAACGGACAAAAACGAAGAGCGCAAAUGA